This is a messenger RNA of Falco peregrinus (peregrine falcon), 911 nucleotides long. RefSeq lists its product as uncharacterized. The transcript is spliced from 3 exons. Gene Ontology annotation, molecular function: structural constituent of cytoskeleton. The coding region runs from base 1 to 627 and encodes 208 amino acids. Gene Ontology annotation, cellular component: intermediate filament. The record is from RefSeq and is a predicted model, not a curated record. Lineage: Eukaryota; Metazoa; Chordata; Aves; Falconiformes; Falconidae.
AUGAUGGUUCCUCUCUACUCAGCACUGAUGAGGCCACUCCUGGAGUACUGGUUCCAGUUCUAUCCUCCCCAGUACAAGGGAGCUAUGGAACUACUGGAAAGAAUCCGAAGAAGGGGCACAAGGAUGAUGAAUGAACUAGAGCAUCUCUCCUGUGAGGAAAGGCUGAGAGAGCUGGGACUGUUCAACACCAAAGAGAGGAAGCCACCUGUGGGCCUGGGGCAGGUCAGGGCCAGUAUAAAAGCCAGCGCAGCUCCUCGCUCUCUCAUCCACUUCUCUCUCCUCGUUCUCCUUGGGAACCAGGUGCACCUCCAGCCCCAAGCCAUGUCCUGCUGCAACCCGUGCAUGCCCUGCCGGCCCUGCGGCCCGACCCCGCUGGCCAACAGCUGCAACGAGCCCUGUGUCAGGCAGUGCCAGAACUCCACCGUCGUCAUCGAGCCCUCCCCCGUGGUGGUGACCCUGCCCGGCCCCAUCCUCAGCUCCUUCCCGCAGAACACCGUUGUGGGCUCCUCCACCUCCGCUGCCGUUGGCAGCAUCCUCAGCUGUGAGGGAGUGCCCAUCAACUCCGGGGGCUUUGACCUCUCCUGCAUCACCAGCCGCUACUGCGGCAGCAGGUGUCGCCCCUGCUAAAGCCACUGGUGACAACCCGGACAAGGACCCCCAGGAAUCCAGACCUAGACUGAGGACAGAGCUCCUGGCCCUUGACUUCAGAGAUGCUGAGCAUGAGCUGGGGUCUCUGAAACAUGGCCAAAGUCUGCUUUCCCUGCUUGACUCUCUCCCAUCUCCUGUCUUCUGUGUGUCUGGGCUGUAAGUCUCCCAGAGACAACUGGGGGGAUCUGCUAAGCCCUCUCCAUCUGUGGGGCAGGCAGAUGGCUGCUCUGUGGGAUCUCCACCAUGGGUGACGGGCACAAACU